CUUAAUACUGCUUGUCCCCAUCUAAAAAUGGCAGACUUUUUGCGCUACGAUCACGUGGUUAUUUUGCCAUAAAAAUUGUUGACUGCCAAUUAUGACUCGCUUUUAAUAUUUUUUUUGGAUGUAUAUCUAUAUGAUGUUUAAUUAAUUCAACCGACAGAUCUUCUCCUUUACAUAUCUGUUAUAUUUACCAAUGUCGAAGUUUAAAGUCGAUGUCAUAUAUGCUAAUAAGAUCGAUAACUUUGAGGAAUUUUUUAAAACGAAUAUUUAUACUCAGCGGAAACCGGUUGUUAUAAAAGGACUUAAUGUUGGAGUUGCUACUGAGAAAUGGGACGUGUCUUAUUUGUCAGAAAAUGUUAAAAAGGCUCCUGUUCAAAUACACGUUUGUCCUGUAGCAGAAAUGGAUUUUAUAAACAAGAAUUUUUUGUAUAAGACAAUUAAUUUUGAUGAAUUUUUGGCUAAAGCUGAAAGUAAAGUUCAAUCAAGUUUCUUUAUUUGCUCUGAGGAAAAAUAUUACCUUAGAUCGUUAGGAGAAGAUAUCAGAAAUGACGCUGCUGAUAUAAAGAAGCAAUUUCCAAAACUAUCACAAGAUCUUAUUAUUCCAAAUUUGUUUGAUGAAAGUAGUUUUUUUUCUAGUAUUUUUAGAAUUAGUUCUUCUGGCUUGAAACUUUGGACGCACUACGAUGUCAUGGAUAAUAUAUUAUUACAAAUAAAGGGUACAAAAAAAGUAGUUUUUUUUUCUCCCAAUGAUGCUUUGAAUUUAUACUUGAAUGGUGAUAAAUCAGAAAUAAUUGAUAUAAAAAAUACAGAUUAUGAAAAAUAUCCAAAAUUUAAAAGUGUUAACAGGUACUCUUGCAAAAUCUAUCCUGGAGAUGUUCUAUUUAUUCCUGCACUUUGGUUUCAUAAUGUUACUGCGAUUGAUUUUUCAAUUUCGGUGAAUGUUUUUUGGAAACAUCUAAAUGACAAAAUGUAUAACAAAAAAGAUAUUUAUGGAAAUAAAGAUCUAGUUCCUGCAGAAAAAGCAAUGCAAAGUUUUGAUAAAAUUAUAAAACUCCUUGAAGAACUUCCUAUAGACUAUAAAGAUUUUUAUAUGAAACGCCUAAUACUGAAAGCAGACAAAGCCAUAAAUAAGUGGAGAUUAGAUGAACAAGUUAAGUUAAACAAGGUUUAACCAAUUAUAUUUAUCUGAACAGAAAACUAAAUCUGAUAUUAUCAUCAGAUAAUAGUUAAUUAUGGCGCACAUAUUAUUUUAGAAAAAGUUUUAGUGAUAUAAUCUGUAAAUUAUAUUACAAAAAUAUAAUUAAACUAUAACUAAAACAAAUAAA
Molecule: messenger RNA, 1322 nt
Organism: Hydra vulgaris (swiftwater hydra)
Lineage: Eukaryota; Metazoa; Cnidaria; Hydrozoa; Anthoathecata; Hydridae
Product: tRNA wybutosine-synthesizing protein 5
Biological process (GO): wybutosine biosynthetic process
Molecular function (GO): tRNA binding; 2-oxoglutarate-dependent dioxygenase activity
Source: RefSeq, a predicted model, not a curated record